GUGCUUCACCUCAGGGGGUCAUGACAACUCGUGGAUGUUUGCCUGGGCUCCAACCCUGUCACACCGAGAUUGUCAGUCAGUCGGGAGCAGGAGGUUGACUACAGAUGUUUUACACCAUGUCAGUAGUGACCAAUCAGCCUCUUCCCUUUGGACAACUGGAGCGAGAAAAGCACAUCCAGAUGGUCUUCCCAGCCUUCCAUAAAAGCUGCAGGCCUCCAUGUGAGUGCAGCACGGAGCCACACGGACCGAAACACCAGCAACAGCCUCCGGCCUUUGAAUGUGACGAGCAACUGCUGGGUCUGGCUCCUGAGAGGAGGAUGGAGAACGGAUACACGCAGCCACCUUGUAAAGUGAGCCAGCCAGGAGUGGAGGUGCAGGGGCCAGGAUGUGCGGCGGGGUCACACUUCAUGUCUGCGCUGGAAACCGUCAGUCAGAUACACGUCAUUGCCAGACCAGAGCUGCAAGGUCCGCAGUGUGUUCCCAAGAAGAUCUACAGCAUCACCGCAGGAAGCAGCCGAUCUCCAUUAUUCGUGGCUGUGGAAGAGAGUUCCUGUGUUUGUCUCCAGUGUUGCGGUCCAGCUCGGGCCUGUUCCCUGCAGGGCUUUGACUGUCAGGGUCGACAAGUAUUUUACUUUGAAAGACCCCUCAGGGUGGACGCCUGCUGCCUCGGCUGCUGCCUGAUGGAGAUGAGGGCCUACACACCUCAAAAACGUCUCUUUGGCACCGUAUGUCAGAGGUGGAGCAUGUUCACCCCUCUCCUGGAAGUGUGUGGGUCUGAAGAGGCCUCAACCAGAGUCAGAGUGCAGGGCUCCUGCUGUCCACAGCGCUGCUUCUCCAACCAGCAAUUCCAGAUUGUCUCCAACAUUGGGGAGAAACUGGGGACAAUAUGGAAGAAGUGGCCUGGGUUCAACGUCGAACGCAACAUGGAUCAUGAACAUUUUGGGUUGGAGGUGCCACUGAGUAUGGAAUCAGACACUAAGCUGCUGCUGCUGGCAGCCACCUUCUUGUUGAAUUAUAUGUUCUUUGAAAUGAGCUGAUCAAUCAACAGUAAAACUAAAAAUAUUGCUGAAAGCGGUCUACAAAAGUGAGGCGCACCGGACGCGUCAGCACGUUGGACCAAAC
Messenger RNA from Pungitius pungitius (ninespine stickleback), 1122 nucleotides. Its product is annotated as phospholipid scramblase family member 5. The record is from RefSeq and is a predicted model, not a curated record. Gene Ontology annotation, biological process: plasma membrane phospholipid scrambling. Lineage: Eukaryota; Metazoa; Chordata; Actinopteri; Perciformes; Gasterosteidae. The coding region runs from base 105 to 1037 and encodes 310 amino acids. Gene Ontology annotation, cellular component: plasma membrane. Gene Ontology annotation, molecular function: phospholipid scramblase activity. The transcript is spliced from 8 exons.